Molecule: messenger RNA, 2628 nt
Organism: Onychostruthus taczanowskii (white-rumped snowfinch)
Lineage: Eukaryota; Metazoa; Chordata; Aves; Passeriformes; Passeridae
Gene: GAREM2
Product: GRB2 associated regulator of MAPK1 subtype 2
Exons: 6
Coding region: 1-2514 (837 amino acids)
Source: RefSeq, a predicted model, not a curated record
AUGGAGAAGCUCGCGGCGGGGCUGGCCCGGCUCCGCUGGAGCCCCGCGGCGCUGCCCCUCGACGCCAUCGUCAGCCAGUGCCGCCUGCCCACCCUCGUCUGCCUCGGGCAGGGUGAGCGCGUGGAGGGGGUGACAGCCCAGGACGUGCUUCUGGUCCACUCGUGCCGGCAGUGGACGACGGUGACAGCCCACAGCCUGGAGGAGGGACACUACGUCAUCGGGCCCAAAAUCGACAUCCCGCUCCAGUACCCAGGGAAGUUCAAGCUGCUGGAGCAGGACCGGGACCUCCGCGAGCCCGUGCAGUACUUCAACAGCGUGGAGGAGGUGGCCAGCAUCUUCCCAGACCGCAUCUUCGUCAUGGAGGCCAUCACCUUCAGCGUGAAGGUGGUGUCGGGGGAGUUCAGCGAGGACAGCGAGGUUUACAACUUCACGCUGAACGCGGGGGACGAGCUGACGCUGAUGGGGCAAGCGGAGAUCCUGUGCGCCAAGACGGUGAAGGAGAAGUCGCGCUUCAACACCCUCCUGCGCAAGCUGGGCAAGGCGGCGCCGGCGGCGGGCGCGCGGCAGGCGAAGGGCAAGAUGCCGUGCCUGAUCUGCAUGAACCACCGCACCAACGAGAGCCUGAGCCUGCCCUUCCAGUGCAAGGGCCGCUUCAGCACGCGCAGCCCGCUGGAGCUGCGCCUGCAGGAGGGCGAGCACACCAUCCGCAGCAUCAUCGAGAAGGUGAGGCUGCCCGUCAACGUGGCCGUGCCCAGCCGGCCCGCCCGCAACCCCUACGACCUGCACGCCAUCCGCGAGGGCCACUGCUACAAGCUGGUCAGCAUCAUCUCCAAGACGGUGGUGCUGUGCUGCAUCCUGCGCCGGGAGGAGCUGGUGCCUUUCCACUUCUUGCUGCUGACCGACAUGCCCCGCUUCCAGCUGCCCGAGGGGCUGCUGGCCGGGGACCCGCAGCUGGAGAAGCUGCUGCGGGACAGCGCCGCGUAUUGCCACGACCGCUUCAACCCCGACGAGUACUCGCGGGCCGUGCGAGAGGCCAAGCCGGACUUCUUGGAGGAAUGCGCCAGCCCGCGGCGCCUGCGGCUCUGCCUGCCCGCCUGCGGCCGCGAGGAGCUCAGCCAGCCCCUGCGGCGCCUCUCGCUCUGUGCCUGCGGCUCCGGGGGUCCCCGGGAGCCCCCCGCCCGCCGGCAGGGACCGCGGGGCCUCGGCGGGGGCACCCCGCGCCCGCCGCUGCCCGACUUCCCCGACCCCGAGCGGGAGUACAUGACGCCCGACUGGGCCGAGCCCGAGUUCAGGACUCAGGAGCCGCUGGAGAUUCCCUACGAGGAGCUGUGGAGCAAUCCCAGCCCGGAGGGCUGCUGCGAGCUGGGCAGCAGCGGCGUGCGGCCCGACCUCGUCUCCUUCGGGGCUGUCACCCCGCUGGGCUCCCCGCACCGCCCCGGGGACAGGGACGAGCCCCGCGGGGACACCCCGCCCCCCGUGCCACCCAAAUCGGAGGCGGUGAAGGAGGAGUGCCGGCUGCUGAACGCGCCCCCGGUGCCGCCCCGGGGCAGCCGCCCCCCGGCCCCCUGCAGCCCCCCGGCCCCCCUGCGCUGCCCCAAGCUGGCACCCGUGCCCUCGCCCAGCCCCAGCCUCUCCUACUACUCCUCGGGGCUCCACGACGGGUCGGCCCCGCGGAGCGGCAGCGCCUCGCCCUCUCCGGACGCGUACUCGCUGUACUGCUACCCCUGCACCUGGGCCGACUGCAAGGCCUCCGAGCCCCCCGGGCGGCCGCUGCCCCCGGCCCAGCCCGCGCCCAGCUCCUGGUCCGACCCCUGGGCGUUCCCCGAGCCGGGCGCCGGGGCGGGCAGCGGCUGCUCCACGCCUCUGCUGGGGGCCGAGCCCCCCCUCAAACCCUUCCGCAGCUGCCCCCGCCUCAAGCCCCCGAACCCCCAAAAGCGCUUCGCCCCCUUCGGCGCUCUCAACCCCUUCGCCGGCCCGGCGGAGUGGCCGGAGAGCCCCGAGUGGUCCAAAGCGCCUUCGGCCCCGGCCGCUCCCUCCUCCUCCUCCUCGCCGGAGCCCUUCGCCCCCGCCGAGGAGCCGGCGGCACCCCCUCGCCCCCCCAAGGGCUUGGACGGGGACGGCAUCGUCAUCCGGGGGGCGGCCCCGCUGUCCCCUGCCGUGCUGCGCGGGGCCGAGGGCGUCACCCGCGUGUACCUGGCGCAGGGGGUGAUCGAGGUGCCGCCGGUGGCGCGGGGCGACGGGGCAGCACCCCCGGGCGCCCCCCGGCCCGGCGGGGACAGCCCGGCCUGGCUGCCCCCCGCCGACCUGUCGGCGCUGUCGCUGGAGGAGGUGUCCAAGUGCCUGCGCUUCAUCGGCCUCUCCGAGGACGUGGUGAGCUUCUUCGCCCGCGAGAGGAUCGACGGCAGCAUCUUCGUGCAGCUCAGCGAGGAGAUCCUGGCCGAUGAUUUCCGCCUCACCAAGCUCCAGGUGAAGAAGAUCAUGCAGUUCAUCAAGGGCUGGCGCCCCAAGAUCUAGCGCCAGGCCGGGGGCCCCCUGCACUGGGGGGGUCCCCAAGUCACCUGGAGCUCUGGGUGGCACCGCUCCCGUCCCUCUCUGAUGCUGCAGGUUCUCCUCUCCCACUGCCCAGCC